Molecule: messenger RNA, 1308 nt
Organism: Striga hermonthica
Lineage: Eukaryota; Viridiplantae; Streptophyta; Magnoliopsida; Lamiales; Orobanchaceae
Source: the annotation of a GenBank genome assembly
AUGUUCUCUCUUACUCUAGAUAAUGCAGCUGCAAAUGAAGUUGCUGUUAAGGAUGUGAUUAAAGUAUUUAUGAAGAAGUCCCCCUUAGUUUGUGAUGGUUUGUUCUUUCACGUGAGAUGUGCCAAUCACAUACUUAAUCUGAUUGCUAGAGAUGGUUUGAAGCAAAUUGGAGAUGCAAUUUGGGGUAUUCGAACAUUCGUACUGGCUGUGAAGUGCUCUCCUCCGCAGUGGGAGGAUUUUAUUAAAUGUGCAGAGGAGUGUGGACUGAGCACAACUAGGGGUCUUUCAUUGGAUGUUCAGACAAGAUGGAAUUCAACCUACCUAAUGUUGAAGGAUGCCAUAUAUUACAAAGAUGCUUUUGACAGGCUUUAUGAAACUGACAAGAAAAGGUAUGCAGGGGUAAACCCAUCAGAUGAAGAUUGGGAUCAGGCGCAAAUACUCUGUAAAUGCUUGAAGAGGUUCAAUGAUAUCACUGAGUUAUUGUCAGGUACUUUAUAUCCGACAGCAAAUCUGUUUUACCAAAGCUUUUGUGAAAUUAAGGCUUUAAUCUCUGAGUGGUGCAGCAGUGCUAACGACACUAUCAAAAGAAUGACAGACUCUAUGAACACUACAUUUGAGAAGUACUGGAAGAAGUCAAAUAUUGCGCUUGUUGUGGCUUUCUUUCUUGAUCCUAGGUACAAGAAAAAGGCAAUAGAGUUUUACAUGAGAAAAAUUUAUGGGCCAUUGUUGUAUCAUGGCAAAGUAGAAGAGUUCAUUGUUGUUGUCAAGCAAAUGUAUCAAGCAUAUGCUUCUAUUCCAAAAGGUGCUACUGGACAUGGCUCUGCUAACGGUGUUGAUCCAAAGAGAUGUGAUAUUAUGGAAGAAGAUGACGAUGAAGAUUUCCAGAACUACUUGCAUGAGACACAUGGGUUAGUUGAUGAAGGUGAGACAAGUGACUUGGAGAAAUACAUGGCAGAACCACCGUUGAGGGGUCCUAAAACUGGUUCUAAUAAAUUUGAUGUCUUAUCAUGGUGGAAAAGUCAUCAAGAAGUAUAUCCAAUUCUAUCUGUACUUGCUCGUGAUGCCCUGGCUAUCCAAGCAUCCACGGUUCCUUCUGAAUCAGCAUUUAGUGCUGGAGGGCGUGUUAUUGAUCCAUUCCGCAGUCGUCUUGAACCAGAGAUGGUGGAAGCAUUGAUUUGUACCAAAUAUUGGGUGGCUGCAUCCAGAAAAGAUGACAAGAAAGGGGUUGGAUCUAUUCUCAAUGAUCUAGAAGUUGCAGAAACCCUUAUUGCUAAUUUGACACUCGAGGAUCUUGAGGACAAGGUAUGA